UGCACAGAGGGGUUUUCGAUGUUUUUAUGUUUCACCCUGAUUUGGAAACCCCCCAUCCCAUCAGGAGAUCCAUGACCCGUUUAACGUACCGUUGUCAUCAUGUCCCCAGCAUCGGCUGCAACGGGCAGUGAAAGCAGCACCACCACCGUCCCCGAAGAGGAGUCGGACAGCCCCAGAGAGGAGCAGCGGCCCCAUAAACAGUCCCUGACAAAAUCCUUGUGUCAGGAAACUCACUGGAAAUGUCUGCUGCUGUCCCUGCUGAUGUACGGCUGCGUCGGGGUGAUGGCCUGGUGCCAGGUGACCAAGGUCACACGCCUCUCCUUCGACAGCGCCUACAAGGGAAGGUCUAUGAUGUACCAUGACAGUCCCUGCUCCAACGGCUACAUCUACAUCCCUUUGGCCUUCCUGGUCAUGCUCUACGUGGUCUACCUGGUGGAGUGUUGGCACUGCUACACCAGGAAUGAGCUGCAGUACAAGGUGGAUGUGGACAGUGUGGCAGAACGCAUCCAGCGAAUGCAGCAGGCUACGCCCUGCAUCUGGUGGAAGGCCAUUAGCUACCAUUAUAUCAGGAGGACGCGGCAGGUGACGCGCUACCGUAACGGAGAUGCCUACACCACUACGCAGGUGUACCACGAGCGAGUCAACACCCACGUGGCUGAGGCGGAGUUUGACUACGGGAACUGUGGGGUUAAGGACAUUGCAAAGCAACUGCUGGGCCUGGAGGACUUCCCCAUCACAAGGCUGAGGUUCACUAAGUGCUUUAGCUUUGCCAAUGUGGAGUCAGAGAACUCCUACCUGACCCAGCGGGCCAGGUUCUUCACAGAGAAUGAGGGCCUGGAUGACUACAUGGAGGCCCGUGAGGGGAUGCACCUGAAGAAUGUAGACUUUAAGGAGUAUAUGAUUGCCUUUUCUGACCCUAAUCACCUUCCCUGGUACGCAGCCAACUCCACUUUCUGGGUGGCAGCUGCUUUCACCCUCUCCUGGCCUCUGCGGGUGCUGACAGAGUACCGCACGGCCUGUGUACACUACCACGUAGAGAAGCUGUUUGGCUUUGACUAUGUGCCAGUAACACCAUCUGAGGAGCGGCCGCAAUGCAGACACAUCCCACGAGUCAACACAAUCGACAGCACGGAGCUGGAGUGGCACAUCCGCUCUAACCAGCAGCUGGUGCCCAGCUACUCAGAGGCAGUUCUCAUGGACCUGUCCCAGCUCUCAGGGAGCUGUAACAACUACUCCGUAUGUGGAAGUUAUGGUAGCUACAGGCAGAACUGUGAACGCUGCCACCGUGCCAUCAGCAGCUCCUCCAUCUUCUCUCGCAGCGCCCUAAGCAUCUGCAACACGGGGAGCCCCCGCAUCCCUUUCAGCGCCAGCCGCUUUUCGCUGGGCCGGUUGUACGGCUCCAGGCGGAGCUGCAUGUGGAGAAGCAGCGGGAGCCUGAAUGAGCGGUCCUGCCCCACAGAGAGCACGAGCUGUCUGUCAGGCCCGCAGGCCAGUGAGGAGAACCCUCCAGCCUACCAGGACGCUCUGUACCUGCCAGUGCUCAUUGUACAUCGCAAUGAAGGCUGCCUCAACCACGACCACCGCUCCCUGCACAGAAACGGCUCCUGUGUGGAGACAUCUCUAUGACCCACGGCUGCCAGACUGAGCAAGACAUAUAAUGAUACAGGAACAGAGUGAGAAACCUCUUCACACCAGGGCUGAGCUAACAAUGACUUCUGCUUCUCCCUUUUACAACAGAGGUUACAAGUCACCUGCAGGUAACCACAAACAAGGAUUUGUUCACAUUUCUAAAGAUACUGUAGCCUCAAACAAACAGGAAAAGGUAUAUCUGGAAAAGUCCUUACAGUAAAGUCAAUAAGUCAGAGAAAGACAGAUUUGAUGCUAUUGUUUAGACUGUUGUUUAAAAUACAAUGUGGCUUUAAAUGACAAAUUGCCAAAGUGUCACGUACUGUCCUACAGCGUCCAUAAGGACACAAGUCAAAUAACCAAGGAAUACCAAGGGAGUCACAUCCCACUGUAAAUGCCAUAUUUGUAGAUCUUAGUCACAGACAAGGACAUGAGUAACACUUUCUAGUAUUUGAAGCCUAAAAUGGGGUUUGACUCAGCGAUCGCCUGAGAAAUGAAAGGGAUAUGACAAUUAAUGGUCACAUGAAUGAGAAAUGAAGAAAUAUUGGGGAAAUCAUAGACUCACACAUCAUGUUAGUGAUGAUUUCAAGUGAGUCAAUUGGAUGAAUUAUGAGGGAAAUGCAUUUUGCAAAUUGCAGACUAAAUAUUUUUGCUGAAACAAAAUACAUGUCUAAUGGCUGUUACAAAGUAAAGGGCCUGAAUUUAAAAUCUAAACAUCUGCAUGUGAAAUGUUUUGAUACUGGCUGAUUUAAAUCUGUUCAUUCAAAGUCAAUGC
Molecule: messenger RNA, 2401 nt
Organism: Perca flavescens (yellow perch)
Lineage: Eukaryota; Metazoa; Chordata; Actinopteri; Perciformes; Percidae
Gene: tmem151ba
Product: transmembrane protein 151Ba
Exons: 2
Coding region: 100-1626 (508 amino acids)
Source: RefSeq, a predicted model, not a curated record